UCGGAGAAGGCUAUGCAGCUGUGCCCUUACGCCGGUUAAGGACCAGGAGCAAGCAAUGAGAGCCUCUGUACACGUGGUGUUUUACUCAUGUCUCGUUCAUAUUGUCCUUCAAACGCACGCCACGGACAUCGGCGCUCAGGAGUUGCCGCAAGAGGAUGGCAGGUAUGAAGGAAAGUACAAAUACACAGUACGCUCCCGAGACCGCCAUGGCCGAUGCAUCUGCACGGUUAUGGCCAAGCAAAAAGACUCAUGCUCAGAGGAAGAUAAUUUCAACAAACUGAAAGAAUUGGACGAAAAACUCAAAAGUGUAAAUGUCACUUUACAACUAUUGAAGAUUAGAACGGAGGAUAUUCCUUUGAAAAUCGCCAACCUCACCAAACGCUUCGACGUCAUCGAGAAACAAUUAGCUCGCCAGUCGCUGGAAAUCACCUUAUCAGACGCAGAAUCGAUUCGUAGUGACCUGAGCGAGCUCACAGACAUGGUUGAAAAGAUUGAGAAAGAUGAAUACUACUAUUUCUAUUUCUACAACAGAGAUGGGAACUUUUUAGGGAACCUGGAGACUAAGCUGUUUAAAAUUUCAAGCGAGCUGGACAGCGUGAGGAUAAAAAACCCACUGGCGAUAAAUACGGACCUCACGGCAAGGGUCCAAAGCCUACAAGGCCGGCUGGAAGUAUGUCGGAGUUAUUACGACCAAAAAGCGGGGUCAUCACCUUUCCGAGGAGACGCGGUCGCCGUGGAGAAAAUCGACAAGUCUAUUUGCAAAAAGCGCCGAGGUAUAGCGUUAGACCAGCCCAUAACCCACACGUGGAUGGAAGGACUGAAGGCGGGGGCCUGGUUCAAGGAUCCGCUCCCGCGCGAUGACGCCUCCAAAAAGAGAGUGUUUUACAUGGUGACGCAGUACCAUACCCCCUCGCAGAAAGGAAACUACGUUUACGGCUACGAGAACUAUACAGACUUCAUUGGGGGCGAGCUCUCAAGGCAAGCUGUCUAUCCCAUCAUUUUCUUUUCGGGUACUGGGUCGGUUGUGUAUAAUGGGUCUUUAUAUUACGCAGAUUAUGACACUUCCUUGAAAAGGUACGACCUGUCCCGGGGGACUGUCGUCGCUCGCAAUCACAUCCGCCACUCCUCACUUUACCUGUACAACAGAGGAGGGCGCACGUACAUAGACCUCAACGUAGACGAAAAAGGGAUGUGGGCGGUGUAUACCACCGACAAAGACAACGGCUACCUCAUCAUCAGCAAACUAGACCCCGAUAACUUGUCAAUCCUCAAAACGUGGCGCACAAAUCGCCUGAAAACCACUGUCAGCAACGUUUUCUUUGUCUGCGGUGUCAUGUACACCAUGGAUUCUUACCAAUUCCGGCUGCCAGGGGAGAAGCAGUACGUGUUUGACACUGAAACAGGCAAGGAGUAUUACCAGAAGAUUGCAGUGCCUAGCAAAUACGGCGCCAUUUACCAGUUAAGUUACAAUCCCAGAGAAAGAAUGAUUUUUGCCUGGGACAACGGGCACCUGCUUACCUACCCACUGCAGUUUUUACCCGACUUCUCCUAAAUAGUCCCUUUUAAUGUUUUUUUCAGGAUCAAACUCGGUAUGCUGUAAAACGAUAUGAAAUCGAACAAUCGAAAAGACAAUGAUAUCUUAAAUAUGAGUAAAAUAUAUAUACAUAAACACUAAGCCGAAAAUGCCUUUUGAGGUUGUUCCAAAUAUCACUUGCAGCAUAUAGAAGUUUCGUGACUGGUUACACAUGCUCCGAUUAUUCAGUGUUUUAAGCAGUGUAAAGGAAAAGGCCACUGUACAUGUCUGCAGCAGGGCGCUGGUCUUACGAGGAUGUCAUAUUGUUCUGCAGGCCUACCAGCAAAUCAUGGCCGUAUAUGGCGUUACUUUGAACUACCAUUUUACAUCAGAACUGUUUGUAAUAAAGACCACAUCACGUGUAAAUAUAUGAUAAAUUCAUAGUAAUGUAAACAGCCUAUCCCCGAGGUCCUGCAACUGGAAUGGUAAUGGAGUGUGUUUGGUGAGAUGCAUGAGGCAAUAUUUAAAUGUGAUCGGGGAUAUGUUUUUUUUUUUCUUAUUUAUCAGCUCCCCACCAGUCUUGUUAUAGGUUUAAAUAGGCUGUGUGUGUGUGUGAGCAAUUUAUAAAAUGUAUAAAUAGCUUGAGUUCACAACGAGACUUUAACAGACUAUUUGCCAAAAUAAUCAGGGACCUUUAAAACAGGCAAAGUAUGGACGUUAUUUAUAAUUAUAUGCGUUUUACAUGUUUAAAUUAAGAUUUUAUAUAAUAUUUGUUGAUAUAUUUACAUCGUUUUGCAAAUCUGCAUAUUUAAAGCAGUGUAGAUGUCUGUAUAAACACUUCACUUUAUCAUUCACGUUUAUACUGUUUUGGCUUAUUGGAUAAGUACAGAAUUUUUUGCCGUAAUUUGGAACUUACUGAAAAUGUAUGAGCACAAUUAACGAAU
This is a messenger RNA of Lingula anatina, 2457 nucleotides long. Its product is annotated as noelin-2. Gene Ontology annotation, biological process: signal transduction. NCBI's taxonomy places the organism in Eukaryota, Metazoa, Brachiopoda, Lingulata, Lingulida, Lingulidae. The record is from RefSeq and is a predicted model, not a curated record.